AUGCUGUCGGGCAUCUUGGUGUUCAACCAAAAGGGCGAGAACCUCAUCUUUCGCGCCUUCCGUAGCGACUGUCGCCCCCGUCUGGCUGACAUCUUUCGAAUUCAAGUCAUCGCGAACCCGCAAGUCCGCUCCCCCAUCUUGACUCUGGGCUCGACCACCUUCAGCCAUGUCAAGCAUGAGAACAUCUACCUGGUCGCUGUGACGAAGAGCAAUGCCAAUGCUGCGCUGGUCUUUGAGUUCCUCUUCCGUCUGGUCGUCCUGGGUCGAAGUUAUUUUGGCAAGUUUGACGAGGAAGCUGUGAAGAACAAUUUCGUGUUGAUUUAUGAAUUGUUGGAUGAGAUUCUUGACUUUGGCUACCCGCAAAACACCGAGACCGAUACAUUGAAAAUGUACAUCACAACAGAAGGAGUCAAGUCCGACAUUGCCAACUCUCCCUCGGAUUCUAGUCGCAUCACUCAGCAAGCCACCGGCGCUCUUUCCUGGCGCCGAUCCGAUAUCAAGUACCGCAAGAACGAAGCCUUUGUGGACGUGAUCGAAGAUGUCAACUUACUCAUGUCUGCCACUGGCACAAUCUUGCGUGCUGAUGUGAAUGGUCAAAUUGUCAUGCGAGCAUAUCUUUCCGGUACCCCUGAAUGCAAAUUCGGUCUGAACGAUCGCCUCCUUCUCGAUCCCACUACGUCUGGCGCAAAUGGUGGGCGAAGCGGCGGUGGUAGUGGCUCCGGUGGCGGUUCGGGUAAUAAGCAUUCCACGCGGGCAGCAGCGGGCUCUGUCACCCUGGAAGAUUGCCAAUUCCACCAGUGUGUGAAGCUGGGACGAUUCGAUGCGGAUCGUAUCAUCUCGUUCGUGCCGCCGGACGGAGAGUUCGAGUUGAUGCGAUACCGCGCGACGGAGAAUGUUAACCUGCCGUUCAAAGUGCACCCGAUUGUUCGAGAGAUCGGCACCACCAAAGUGGAAUAUAGUGUGGCGAUCAAAGCCAACUACAGUUCGAAACUGUUUGCGACUAAUGUGAUUGUCCGCAUUCCGACCCCGCUGAACACGGCCAAGACCACCGAGCGCACGAGUCAGGGUCGCGCCAAGUAUGAGCCAGAGCAGAACAACAUCGUGUGGAAGAUCCCACGCUUUUCGGGCCAAAGUGAAUACGUCCUCAACGCCGAGGCGACGCUUUCAGCAACGACGCAUCAGAAGGCCUGGAGUCGACCUCCAAUCAGCCUUAAUUUUAGUAUUCUCAUGUUCACCUCGUCUGGCUUGCUGGUGCGAUAUCUGAAGGUGUUUGAGAAGAGUAACUACAGUUCCGUCAAGUGGGUACGAUACAUGACCCGAGCGGGUAGUUACGAGAUUCGGUAA
Messenger RNA from Penicillium diatomitis, 1344 nucleotides. RefSeq names its product AP-2 complex subunit mu. Gene Ontology annotation, biological process: clathrin-dependent endocytosis; intracellular protein transport. The record is from RefSeq and is a predicted model, not a curated record. Gene Ontology annotation, molecular function: clathrin-cargo adaptor activity. The transcript is spliced from 2 exons. Lineage: Eukaryota; Fungi; Ascomycota; Eurotiomycetes; Eurotiales; Aspergillaceae. The coding region runs from base 1 to 1344 and encodes 447 amino acids. Gene Ontology annotation, cellular component: cytoplasmic vesicle; AP-2 adaptor complex.